Musa acuminata AAA Group (dessert banana) is the source of this 1482-nucleotide messenger RNA. Its product is annotated as protein VERNALIZATION 3-like. NCBI's taxonomy places the organism in Eukaryota, Viridiplantae, Streptophyta, Magnoliopsida, Zingiberales, Musaceae. The record is from RefSeq and is a predicted model, not a curated record. The transcript is spliced from 5 exons. Bases 721 to 1263 code for a protein of 180 amino acids.
CCUUACGUGGACUUACCGGACGGCGGACGCAAGAGGGCCAAUGGUAGAGAGAAUGCUAAAAAGCAGAGCAUCUUGACCCAUUUUUCCACUGCUGACAUCAUUAGACAAUCCACACAAACACUUGGAUUCUCCCUCCUCUCCACCACGUCCAAUAUGCCCCCAACCCCUAUGAGAAAACAGGGAUGUAGUGGAGUGACAUGCCCGAACCCAAGUCAUCUGCCAUGAUACUACGGUGGGUGGCCAGAGAAGCCAUCAAAAGCCAAAAAGCCACCACCAUGUUGUUCCUCGCCCCAGGGGCUUACAACUCCUCUUAUUCCAGCACGGGGCACAACAUCUCCGGGUGACACUUGCAGGAGGCAGGUCAAAAGGAAGCCCACUUUUUCUUCCCCUCCCUCCCAUGUACCCUAUCACUCCUCCCAGAGGAUCCAGAUCAUGCGAACAAUUCCAGCAGACGAUUUGAUUCGCCAUGGUGUCAUGCCAAUCGCCCACAGUCCCUGUGGAGGCCCAAAUGGUGGAGCCUCUCGACGCGUUUUAUUCGUAUCACAACAUUGUUUACACCUCCUUUGAUUCGAGCAAGACCGGAUUCCCAUCGGGCUCCUGCUCUAUAAAAAUGCAUCGACCUCUACUCUCCCCUGCCAUUGCAAACGAGCCACCGUAUCCAACACUUUUUUGUCUUGUAAACUCGGUUGCAAGUCUCCUUUUUCUCUGUGUUGUUUGAUCAUGUCGAGGGAUCCGCUAGUCAUCGGCAAUGUCGUCGGUGACAUCCUGGACCCAUUCGUCAAGUCCGCAAACUUGAAGGUGACUUACAACAACAAGGAGCUGAUCAAUGGGUCCGAGCUCAAACCUUCGACGAUCGCCGACGAGCCCAGGGUCGAGAUCAGAGGACGUGACAUGAGGACGCUUUACACGCUUGUGAUGGUGGACCCUGAUGCACCAAGCCCCAGCACACCAACCAAGAGAGAGUAUCUGCAUUGGUUGGUGACAGACAUCCCAGAAACAACAAAUGCCAGUUAUGGGAACGAGAUAGUCACCUAUGAGAGUCCCCGACCCAUCUCUGGAAUCCAUCGCUUUGUGUUUGUGCUGUUCCGGCAAUCCGUCCGGCAAACAAUCUAUGCACCGGGAUGGAGGCAAAACUUCAGCACAAGAGACUUUGCAGCAGUCUACAACCUCGGGGAUCCUGUUGCUGCCAUGUUCUUCAACAGCCAGAGGGAGAAUGGGUGCGGUGGAAGAAGGUGCUACCAACCUGUCAAUGGAUGGAUGUGAUGAUGGUCUUCUUUGGACUGCAAAGAUUUCUCGGCAGGCAGAUCAGGAAGACCUACAGCGCAGCCAUGCAAAGAUGGAUGAGAUGCGUGCUUUAAAUUAAAAAGCUUUCCUAACUACUUUGUGUUCUUGUCUGUCUGUUCCAUUCUCCUACCUGGGGAACUUGCUUGUAUCAGUGAUUUGAUGAAGCGAAGAUGUCGAUGAUAUUUGGCAUGAGCAGAA